AAAAUGGAACCCACCAGCAGUGUGAGGAGACCUGAAAGUGGCACAUGGCAGAGGUGUGGCGAUGGAGACAGCAGCAAUGGGAGGCCGUACAGGGACCCAUGAGGACACUCUGGACCUGGCAGCAGCAUGAGGAGGCGGUACAGGGGGCCAUGGCAGAUUACGGGCCUGGCAGCAGCAAUGGGAGGCCCGUAAUCUGCCAGCACCCUAUGACAAAAUGGAACGCCACACAGCAGUGUGAGGAGACUUGAAAGUGGCACAUGGCAGAGUUAACAUGUUUGGGGCAUGAUUCAUGG
Messenger RNA from Staurois parvus, 293 nucleotides. The record is from the annotation of a GenBank genome assembly. Lineage: Eukaryota; Metazoa; Chordata; Amphibia; Anura; Ranidae.